Messenger RNA from Dermochelys coriacea (leatherback sea turtle), 1838 nucleotides. Its product is annotated as poly(U)-specific endoribonuclease-like. The coding region runs from base 118 to 828 and encodes 236 amino acids. Gene Ontology annotation, biological process: immune response. Gene Ontology annotation, molecular function: scavenger receptor activity; RNA endonuclease activity; polysaccharide binding. The transcript has 6 exons. The record is from RefSeq and is a predicted model, not a curated record. Lineage: Eukaryota; Metazoa; Chordata; Testudines; Dermochelyidae.
ACUUCCCCAGUGCCCUCUCCUCUGGCAUUGCUGUGAGCCUCCCAUAGAUAGCAGGGAUGGGUAGACAGGUGUUUGGGAAUUCGGGAGUCUCCUUCUCACUGACAUCUUGGAAGCUUCAUGUGCUGCGUCUCUGGAAUAAUGAAGACCUGGAUCCUUCUCAUCACAGCAGGAAUCACCUGCAGCUUGGCCUCUGGCAGCUGGUACACAGAUCCCAACUCCUGCAGGGGGCGCUGCCACGAGCCGUACAACAAGCAGGAUGAGUGUCACUGUAAUACCAAGUGUGAAAAACAUCGCAACUGCUGUGAAGACUACCAUAUGCACUGCAGCAAGGAGGGAUUCUCCAGCAGUCACGACUCCAUCACCAACGAAGAGCUUCUGAGCAUCUCCGAGCAGCUUUACAAGGUGGACCACAAUAAAGCCCAGAAGUCAGACAUCAUCAUUAACCCGCAGCAUCUCAUCUCGUCCGCCGAGACCAGAGACAAAGAGGAUCAUUCUCCUGAGCCACUCUACACAUAUGUCAAUGAGAAGCUCUUCUCCAAACCCACCUAUGCCAGCUUCAUUAAGCUGCUGGAUAAUUACCAAAGGAUGAUGGGCAGAGGGGAAUCCUUCAGUGCUGAGCAGCUGAAGGAGCAGGAGAACUUCCUACAGGAGGUCAUGAAAACAGAGCUCAUGAAAAAGCUUUACAAUUUCUUGCACAAGAAAAAGCGGUACAGCACCAAGGAGGAGUUUGUCAGCGACCUGAAGGAGAUGUGGUUUGACCUUUAUUCCAGAGGCAAGGAUGAGGGGGAUUCCAGCGGCUUCGAGCACGUCUUUUCAGGUGCUGGCUGAGCCUAGGGGGCCACCAGCUGGGCAUUCAGACCUACACCUGGACCAAAUCCACCAAUGGCAACAACAGGAAGUAUAUAGCGACUGCCUAUGUGACAUCAUCCUGAUGCUGCCAGCGAUCCCAGCUGCAGGGAGGCACGGGGAGGUGGAAGGGUGGUGGUGACAUCCUGGGAGCAUGCAGCUGCACCAGGAAACUUGGGCUUAUAGAGGGGGCACAGACUGCAAGGUGCUGAUCACGCCCUUCUGCACUUGCCAAGCCUGGGCCCUGCCUUGGCAGGGUUAAAUGAUCUUGCUGCAUAUGCAUUAUGUUUGCAUGAUGCUGAAGGAAGCUGGGGCCCUCCAAGAUACCUGCACAAUAAAGGAAGGAAGGAAGGCAAUGUGAACUGUCUGUAGCCCUGAAUAAGCGCCCAGUUCCCUUCCCAAGCAUGUGUCCCUCGUCCCAGCAGAAGAUGAUAAGAAGUGUUGAGUGUCUAAUGCGAUAGAUGGGAAUUAAUGCAGACAAGUUAAAUAAAAGAUGCUUUGAAGAAGUUGGCCUUGCCCCUGUGUGACAUGGUGACUGUCUGGCUGCACAGACUCCUCUCCCUGCCCCUGGGAUGUGGGGGUGCUAAUUUCUUCAGCUAAUUUCCGUUGGCUACACAAGCAGAGGGUUGCUUUGGGAUGGAGAAAGCUUCUCCUUCUCCACUGGCAUUGCGGCUGGGUUUGGCCCACAGGGAUUGCCAGGAAAAUUCAGUACAAGGCCUAUGGAGUUCCACGGACAUCUGGCCUAUGGCCACAGCUCAUCAAUGGUGCUUGGCGUUGGCCUAACUGCUUGCAUUGAAGUCACUGGUAGAACUCCCCUUAACUGCAAUGGCCUAGCUAGGGCAAUGCUGUGUGCCUUUGGACCGUUGCCCCGCCAAGUUCUGCUGUAAAGCUGGAAGCUCCCUGGAGACCCUGGAUUUACACUGGUGUACAUGGGAGCAGAAUCCUUCCAUGGUCUCUAUAGCCACUGGGGUCCCCGACAAGAUCUAAGGACC